AGUUUAAAUCAUAUGAAUCCUCUGACACAAUAAGCAAAGUGCAAAGACAAUAAGCAAGGUGGUUUAGUGAGUGGGCCUAUUGUUAGGUUAGGUUGAAGUAGGUCUAAUCUUUUUUUUUUAGCUAAGUGGUCCGUCGUCUGAAAAAGUUUAAGAAACACUGGCCUAGGGCCAAAAUGCAUUUGCAUAUAAGCAUGAGUCGCUUGCAGUGACAGGGCAGGAAUUAACCCUGUGAUUCAGUAUGCAGUGGUAAGGUGAUCUGAGUGUGUCACAAGUGGUAGUGCAAAUAAGUCCAAGGGUGCAGGGAUAAAGUCUAGAGACCAGCAUUAAAUACGGACAAUAUAAGAGAAAACUGUAAACAUAGUAAUAUAAGAAUUAUAGCAGUGCAAGGCUAUAGGUUUGAAGUAAUAGGGUGCAGGCUAAGUCCAACAGUGCAAGGGACAGUCUAGAGACCAGCAUUAAGGGAAACAUGUAAACAUAACAUAAAUAGCUGUGCAAGGAUAGGUUUGAAGUAAUAAGUGAACUAAUAAUUGUCAAACUGAAUUCAUGAUAUGACAGGACUAGCCUACUUUAAAUGGUGACGUUUCCUAUAAAACUAAUCAUAGCCUACAUAACGUGAGGUUUAGUCCGAUUGUCACAGUGACCAGCAGGCUGCUGCUUCAAUCGCACCGCGUUGCAUGCUGGGCAAAGUGAACCUGCAAUUCCUGUGUUAUGCCGGGUAUUUUUCUGUCGGUCUGAGGUAAUUGAAGCCUGUAUUGUUCAGAAUGGCGUUAACUCUGUUCGAACGUUUACAAUCAUGGAUACUGCGCACAAUUGUAAGGAUGCUCAAUGGGGUUUUAAUGCUAACUACGUCCCAUCGAAAGUCUGACGGGUCUGCGCGACUCCCAACAAUCACCAACCCACUUUUGACGGCAACGGCGAUGCAACUCGCUCGCAAGAUUCGUCGUAAAGAGGUCACAAGCGUGGAGGUGGUGCAGGCCUACAUUGACCGAAUCCAGGAAGUCAACCCUAUAAUAAACGCUUUGGUGAAGGACCGCUUUUCGGCUGCAUUACAGGAGGCCUCUCAAGUGGACAAGCUCAUUGAGGAGGAGACCGGAGGAGAGGAGGUGCUAGAGGACCGACUCCCCCUGCUGGGAGUUCCAUUUACUGUCAAAGAGGCUUUUGCUUUACAGGGUAUGCCAAAUUCCACAGGGCUGGUCUCCAGGAAAGAUGUAAUUUCGCCCAAUGACGCUCCGACUGUGGCCCUGCUGAAGAGAGCUGGAGCCAUCCCCCUGGGUGUGACCAACUGUAGUGAGCUAUGCAUGUGGCUAGAGUCUCACAACCACCUGUAUGGUAUCACCCGAAACCCCUACGACUUAGGGAGGAUAGCUGGAGGAAGCUCUGGAGGAGAAGGAAGUAUUUUGGGGGCUGGUGGCUCUGUUAUUGGUCUUGGUUCAGAUAUUGGGGGAAGCAUACGCAUGCCGUCUUUUUUCAAUGGCAUCUUUGGGCACAAACCUACCCCAGGAAUCGUUCCCAAUGAGGGGCAGUACCCGCCUGCCUCUGGGCAGCAGCUGGGGUUUCUCUGCACCGGCCCCAUGUGCCGCUAUGCUGAUGAUCUGAUACCCAUGCUGAAGAUCAUGGGAGGCUCCAACACAGAGAGGCUGUGUUUGUCAUCUGAGGUUGAUCUGAAGACCUUAAGAUUCUUUUCAGUCCCACACAACGGCGGUUCUCCCUUGGUGUCUCCAGUGGAUCCACAACUUGUUCAAGUGCAGAGGAGAGUAGUAGAGCACCUCGAGGCUGAGUUGGGGGUCAAAGUUCAAAAAAUAUGUAUCCCUCAGCUGAAAUACUCCUUUCAGAUCUGGGGUGCGAUGAUGUCAUGUCCUGGAAAAGAUGGAAAGACACCAACCGCCUUUGCUGAACUCAUGGCAGACAGAGGUAGUAGAGUAUGGCCUUUGUGGGAGCUCUUCAAGUGGAUGCUUGGACUGUCCUCUCACACCAUGGCUGCCAUAGGCUUGGCGUUAGUGGAGAUGUUCCAGAGCUCGCGGCCAUCGUCCUUCAUUCUGAAGCAGAGGGAGACGCUGCAGAGGGACCUGGAGGAGAUUCUGGGUACAGAUGGUGUGCUGCUGUACCCCUCGCACCCCCACUUAGCUCCACAGCACCACCACCCACUCCUCACACCUUUCAACUUCUCCUACACUGGUGGGCCUUCACAUCAUGCACUCCAUGCAUUAUGUUUGUGUUUAUGGUAUUUAGCACUGUGCAUCUUCAACAUACUAGGUCUCCCGGUGACCCAGUGUCCAUUGGGGCUCAGUAACGAGGGGUUGCCUCUUGGAGUGCAGUUGGUAGCGGGGAAAAUGCAGGACCGAAUCUGCUUAGCCACUGCAACGUAUCUAGAGAAAGCCUUUGGAGGCUGGAGGGACCCAGGCAAAGGUUCAGUAUCACCCAGCCCCAGAGCACCUUAGACACAGACAUGUCACAAUGGCACUAAGUUACAAAAUAUUGGUCAGUGUUUACUGUCAAAUAAACUUUGCUCAUAAAAUUCUGGAUUUUCAAAAUUAAUGUAACUUGUGAAGGAAUGGAAUCGUAUGUUUGGUGAUAUCAAUAAUGUAUAAUUCUAUAUUUGUGUAACCAUAUCAAUAAAAAGGUCUUGUACAAUGUAA
This is a messenger RNA of Alosa alosa (allis shad), 2636 nucleotides long. RefSeq names its product fatty-acid amide hydrolase 2-A-like. The record is from RefSeq and is a predicted model, not a curated record. Lineage: Eukaryota; Metazoa; Chordata; Actinopteri; Clupeiformes; Clupeidae. The transcript is spliced from 11 exons. Bases 762 to 2438 code for a protein of 558 amino acids.